CCGGCCCCCGGGGAGCCGCGGCGGGGGCGGAUGGAGACAGCGGGCACGGCGGCGGGCUGGGUUAUUUUCUUCCAUCUUCCUUUCAUCUCUGGAAGCUCCAUCAGUAUUGGGAUAGGCAGCAAUUAUUCCAAUCUCCCCAUCGCCUCGAACCAGAGCAGCGCUUCCAGCGCCUUCCCGAGCGCCGGGGAGCACGGCGGUGACAGCAGCCUGCUGGUGUCCCCGCUGCUGGUGGCAGGCGUGGUGAUCGGGCUGGUGCUGCUGCUCUCCUGUGCCACCAUCGUGGUGGGCAGCCUGCGAAGGGACAGCCGUGCCCGCCGGGCCCGCCCGGGCACCGCGGCCGCGGAUGCCCCCGAUGGUUUCUCCCACGGCGGCUCCUCGGCGGAGCUGAGAUCCACCUGCAGCGAGGAGCUCCCCCCAGGCUGUGACUUUGACUCCUACCUGGACAUCCUUUCUCAGGUGAACAUCAUGUAUCCUGACCCACCUCCAUGCUACGACGAAUGUGUGGGGCCAGGAGCAACACAGAUAUAUAUUCCCACAGAUGAUCCCCCCCCAUAUUCCCUGACGGACCCUUACCAAAGAAUUGAAACACCUGGAAACAUCUGUAGCGGGCAGGAGGAGGGGGCAGCCCGUGCCGCAGGGCGGCUGCGGGAGCCGGGCCCGGCCCUGGCCGUCAUCUCCCGGUGCGGGGAGCGGGACAGCGGCGUGUGAGCACGGCGUGUGGGCACGGCGUGUGGGCACAGCGUGUGGGCACGGCGUGUGGGCACGGCGUGUGGGCACGGCGUG
Messenger RNA from Melospiza melodia melodia, 783 nucleotides. It is a transcript of the gene BEAN1, whose product is annotated as brain expressed associated with NEDD4 1. The record is from RefSeq and is a predicted model, not a curated record. The transcript is spliced from 5 exons. Bases 31 to 708 code for a protein of 225 amino acids. NCBI's taxonomy places the organism in Eukaryota, Metazoa, Chordata, Aves, Passeriformes, Passerellidae.